AUGUCUCAACAACAACAACAACAAUUCCAGCCUCAAGUUUACCCUUACAACAAUGUCCCAACACAACCCAAUACCUUAUUCCCACCGCCAGUCGUCGCCGCCGACACAACAUCCCACUCCAACGGAUCAUUCGGCACAGUUUUUUGGGUCAUCGGAGUCAUCAUCGCCGUCAGCGUUCUUGCUUGCGUGGCCAACAGGCUUUGCACCAGAAGAAGCAAAGGUUCAAAGCCGUCAAAGAAGGACAAGAAAGGCCACGGCGGCCACGGUCACGGCCACGGCCAUGGCCAGGCUAAGCUUCCUAAAGAAUGGGAGGGGAAGCGGAGCCGCCCGGAUUUCCACCAGGAUGACGGCGGGGAUAUAGAGUUUGGGUUUGGCGGGAAGAGAUUUCCUUCUGCUAAGGUUGCCGCAACUGGAGACCACCCACGGUCUGCGCCACCGAUGCCGGGGUUUAAACACCACGGCGGCGGCGGCGGCGGUAAGGGAGUGGUUAGAUUUGCUGAUGAUCAUAUAGAUUUCAAACCCGGUCCGUGA
Ipomoea nil (Japanese morning glory) is the source of this 531-nucleotide messenger RNA. RefSeq lists its product as uncharacterized. The record is from RefSeq and is a predicted model, not a curated record. The transcript has a single exon. The coding region runs from base 1 to 531 and encodes 176 amino acids. Lineage: Eukaryota; Viridiplantae; Streptophyta; Magnoliopsida; Solanales; Convolvulaceae.